CUGCCAGGCAGCCGAACCGCCGAGCCGCCGAGCAGCCAAGCCGCCCAGCAGCCGAGCCGCCCAGCAGCCGAGCCGCCCAACAGCCGAGCCGCCCAGCAGCCGAGCCGCCCAGCAGCCGAGCCGCCCAGCAGCCGAGCCGCCCAGCAGCCGAGCCGCCCAGCAGCCGAGCCGCCCAGCAGCCGAGCCGCCGAGCCACCGAGCCGAGCCACGGAGCCGCCGAGCCGCCGUCGAGCCUCUACUGUUCCUACCGACGCGCACCGGCCCUACCCACCCGGACUGGGUCGUGCUGUUGACUUUGAGGUCUGGGUCGAUGACCUCGAGCUCUUCCUACAGUGCGAUAGGGCAGACGGAUUCUCCCUGUUCGAUCUCACCUCUGGUGCCUCUCCUGCCCCGCCUGCUGAUGCUGACACCACUGUUCGCUCACAGUGGGCCACACGCGAUGCUGCUGCCCGUCUUGCUGUGCGUCGCCACUUACCGGCCGCUGAGCGUGCGCACUUUAGUCAGUACAAGAGUGCUAAGACCUUGUACGACGCUGUAGUUGCACGCUACUCUUCCCCUGCCACUGCUGCUCUUAGUCGCCUCAUGCUGCCGUACCUGUUCCCUGACCUUGCUGCCUUUCCCACAGUCGCUGAUCUCAUUACGCACCUUCGCACUAGUGACACUCGCUACCGCGCUGCGCUUCCUGCUGAGUUCUGUGCCAAAAACCCUCCCCCCAUGUACAUCACCCUCUACUACAUAGUCACCCGGCUCCCUGACUCCCUUCGCUUAGUCAAGGACCACUUCCUCUCAGUUUGCCCCACCAUACUCACCGUUGACCUCCUCGAGGAGCGCCUCUUGGCAGCAGAGAAGAGCAUAGUCGCUGUAGGAGCCUCUCGUGGUGACCCUCGUACCCCCGUCUUUGAGGGGUGUUCCCCCUCCCCCCUCUUGCCCUCUGUUGCUUCUGCUGCUGCGGCCGACCUCGUUGGCUUCGAGUCGGUCGGCGCUGCGUCUGCCCCUAGCGGGAGACGCCGCACCGGCAAGGGCAAGGGGGGCAAGGGCGCUGGAGGGGCUGGCGGGGGCAGUGGAGGUGGCGGUGGAGGCAGUGGAGGGGGUGGGGGUGGUGGUGGGAGUGGUGGUGGGGGUGGAGGUGUCGGUGGCAGCAGUGGAGGCGGAGGAGGCGGAGGCGGUGGCGGUGGGAGCGGAGGCGGCGGAGGUGGCGGAGGCGGCGGCGGCGGCGGUGGAGCUGGUCGCGGCUCUGCACAGAGGAGUGGCUCCGGUGGUGGUCAGCGCCAGCAGCAGCAGCGCACUCGUGAAACCCCGUCCCCCCAGCAGCUUCGUGAGUGGUGCUGGUGA
This is a messenger RNA of Closterium sp. Naga37s-1, 1332 nucleotides long. Lineage: Eukaryota; Viridiplantae; Streptophyta; Zygnematophyceae; Desmidiales; Closteriaceae. The record is from the annotation of a GenBank genome assembly.